This is a messenger RNA of Ctenocephalides felis (cat flea), 2271 nucleotides long. Its product is annotated as puromycin-sensitive aminopeptidase-like protein. The record is from RefSeq and is a predicted model, not a curated record. The transcript is spliced from 15 exons. Gene Ontology annotation, biological process: peptide catabolic process; proteolysis. Gene Ontology annotation, cellular component: cytoplasm. The coding region runs from base 1 to 2271 and encodes 756 amino acids. NCBI's taxonomy places the organism in Eukaryota, Metazoa, Arthropoda, Insecta, Siphonaptera, Pulicidae. Gene Ontology annotation, molecular function: peptide binding; zinc ion binding; metalloaminopeptidase activity.
AUGGCUGAAGAGCAAAAACCAGUUUUCGAGAGACUUCCAACAAAUGUGGUGCCAAAUCAUUACAUACUACACUUGAAUCCAAAUUUGAAGGAAUUCAAAUUUGUUGGAAGAUGUGCAAUCAAUAUAGAAAUAAAAGAAUGCACAGACAUCAUAAAACUGAACAGUUCAGAAUUGGAAAUAACUUGUGCAAAAGUUUGCACCGACAAAGAAGAAGAAGAGUACGAAUGUUGCAACUUUGACUACGACAAAGAAAACGAAGUCGUUUCUUUAAAAUUUUCAAAAAAAUUGCCUUGCAUGUGUGCUACUCUGAUUUUGGAAUUUAAUGGAAUAUUGAAUGAUCGGAUGCAGGGAUUUUAUAGAUCUGCCUAUACUGCCAGUGAAGGUUCAGAGAAAUUUGCGGCAGUAACCCAAUUUGAACCGACUUUUGCCAGGCAAUGUUUUCCCUGUUGGGAUGAACCUGCCCUAAAAGCUACUUUUGAUGUUAAACUUACAGUUCCUGAAGCAAUGACAGCUCUGUCAAAUAUGCCUGUAAGAAAACAGCAUACUUGCAAAGGAAAUUUGCAUGUGACUUUUGAAACGUCCCCAAUAAUGUCGACUUACCUUUUGGCAGUCGUUAUUGGAGAAUACGAUUUCGUUGAAGGGAAAAGCUACGAAGGAGUCCAGGUGAGAGUUUUUACACCAGUCGGAAAAAAAGAUUUGGGCCAAUAUUGUUUAGAAAUUGCAACAAAAAGUUUAUCAUUCUUUACUUGUUACUUUGGCAUCGAAUAUCCGCUCAAAAAACUAGAUUUGGUCGGGGUCACCAAUUUUUCUUCUGGAGCCAUGGAGAAUUGGGGACUGGUAACAUUCCGAGAAAAAUACAUUUUGCUGGAUUUAAACGAAUCGACUUCAUACGACAAACAAAUGCUGAUUGUGUAUGUUGGACACGAAAUUGCUCAUCAGUGGUUUGGAAAUUUGGUCACCAUGGAAUGGUGGACCCAUUUGUGGCUAAACGAAGGCUAUGCUCAAUUCAUGGAAAAUCUUUGCGUCCAACAAAUGAUGCCUGACAGUGAAAUUUGGACGCAGUUUAUUAGUGGCAGUUUUCGAAGUGCUUUAUUGUUAGAUGCCAAAGAAAAUUCGCAUCCCAUCGAAAUAGAAAUAGGACAUCCGAGUGAAAUUGCAGAAACUUUCGAUGAUAUUUCUUACGACAAAGGAGCAACUUUGAUCAAAAUGCUUCAUAAUUUUUUGGGCGAAGAAGACUUUCAAUUAGGUAUAAAAGCAUAUUUGAACAAACACAAAUACAAAAAUACUCAAACUGAAGAUUUGUGGAAAGCUUUUGAAGAUGCAAGUGGAAAACCAGUUGGUGAUGUUAUGAACACGUGGACCAAACAAAAAGGCUAUCCAAUCCUGAAAGUUUCCAUGGAGCAGGAUGGUAACACCAGGAUAGUUAUUUUGAAGCAGGAAAAAUUUACAGCAAAUGGAAGUGAAGAUCCUGCUAAACCUCAGUGGCUAAUACCGAUCAGGAUUAUAUCCGAAAAUUAUAGAAGCCAAGAUCGUAACAUUCCAAUUAUGGAAAAGGGUUGUCUUCGUAUCACUUUAACCGGGAUUUUGGAACUGCUAAAAGCAUACAAAACUGAAAAGCAUCCUACAGUAUGGUCAAAUAUUGAAUACGCCUUGAACGAGCUAAAAAAAUUGGCCGCAUUUGCUGAAUGCUGGGAUGAAUUUAGGUUAUUUGCUCUCGAUUUGUAUUCAGAAAUCAAGAAAAAUGUCACGUGGGAUCCAUCACCUUGUGAUAAACAUUUGGACGGUUUACUUCGUCAAAUGAUCAUUGAGGAUUUAGUUGGUUAUGGUGAUGAGGAUACUAUUAAGGAGGCCAAAUUAAGAUAUGAUGAUGACGAGUCAGAAAAACGCAAGCUGCACGCCGACCUAAAACCUUCUGCAAUAAGGGCCAUCCUUAGUACAACAGAUCCUCAAAUUUUGGACAAAAUGCUGGAGAAGUACAAAACUGAAACUAAUGCUGCUUUUAAGAUUAUUAUACUGGAAAGACUGAGCCAGGUGCAGACUCAGGAAUUGUUGCAGAAAAUUCUGGACUUUGGUUGGGGCAAAGAUGUUCCUUCGCAAGAUUUUGUUUUCAUCAUCUGUGGGGUUGCUAUGAACCCAGUGAGAGAAAAUGCAAAAUGGGUCUCAAGAGAUGGAUCAGAGCUCAAGAAAUUUUUGGCUGAGAAUUCUAAGUCUUCAGCAAGUCAAAAUGGUCAAAAUGGUAAAAAUGGAACAGGAAAAUGUGUGUGCAAAUAA